This is a messenger RNA of Triplophysa rosa, 1112 nucleotides long. RefSeq names its product interleukin-1 receptor-associated kinase 1 binding protein 1 (gene irak1bp1). The transcript has 4 exons. The record is from RefSeq and is a predicted model, not a curated record. Gene Ontology annotation, biological process: canonical NF-kappaB signal transduction; immune response. The coding region runs from base 10 to 759 and encodes 249 amino acids. Lineage: Eukaryota; Metazoa; Chordata; Actinopteri; Cypriniformes; Nemacheilidae.
UUUACUAACAUGGCGCAUAGCCCGUCUCGUGUCUUUGCCACACUUUUACCGACUGCUGAUGAUGUCCACGGACACGGGAACGAAUCAAUAUUUCAUCACGCCGCCAAGCAAAACUCUUUGCAUCCUCAAAGUAACGUUAGAGUUGUUCAGGUCACGGGCUGUGCGGAGUUAACCUGUCUUCCGGACCGGGCAACCGUUGUCAUCAUCGUCCAGAACAGUAAAGAAAAUGUUAACGAUGUGACUAAUAGCGUUUCCCGAAGACUGGAUUAUAUCCUACAGACUGUUAGACAAAAUGAUGUUAAGGAAGAAAACAUCACUGUAGCCAAGCAUUUGCAAAGAGAGGAAGAGCUCUUCCACAUGCAGGCUGAGGUGCAUAUGGUGUUUUCAAACUUUGAGACCAUGCAAGAUGUGCGCUCAGUUUUUAUUGAAAAACUUGACAAAAGUGUGUGUGUUGGUAACCCCUACUACACACACAGCACUGAAAGCCUCAAUCUGUUAAGGCGGCAAGUGUGUUUGCAAGCUGUGGACAAUGCCCGGCUCAAAGCCAGUGAGGCGUGUUGCAUUCUGGGACAAGCUCUGGGACGACCACUGCUUGUACGAGAGGAGGAAUCACGAGAAUGGACAAAUAGCCAAGAUGAUGUUACUGGGACUCCUCUAACGCUACAUCAGAAAGCUGGAGUCACAUUAUUCUCAGCAUCUUCACGUGUGUUUGUGACUUUUGAAUUACGACCAAAGGACAGAAACAGAAGAAAACUGUGACAUUUUGUUUAGAAUUAGAUUAUGAAAUUUUGUAUUUUCUAAGAUGCUUUGUCAAUGUGAAUGUCUAAGUAAACUGAGUUAUUCUGUGUAAAAUGAACCUGUGAAUCUCACACAUUGUGAUCUUGGAAUUACGCUGGAACAAUGAAUAAUCUAAUACAACAACAAAGACAACCCAACAAACUCUUGCUGGUUGCAGAAUGUAACAAUCAACCAAACCUCAAAAGCUUCUCAUUUUAAAACAACAAGAGAUCCAAGUAUUAAAACAAAUAUGUUUGUUUGAAAUACCAUGAUAUACCACAAAUGAAUACAGUAGUCAAUGGGGAACUUUCAAUAAAACCGAAUAGUAAAUCCAG